Sphaerodactylus townsendi is the source of this 3847-nucleotide messenger RNA. Its product is annotated as zinc finger protein 84-like. The record is from RefSeq and is a predicted model, not a curated record. Gene Ontology annotation, molecular function: DNA-binding transcription factor activity, RNA polymerase II-specific; RNA polymerase II transcription regulatory region sequence-specific DNA binding. NCBI's taxonomy places the organism in Eukaryota, Metazoa, Chordata, Lepidosauria, Squamata, Sphaerodactylidae. Gene Ontology annotation, biological process: regulation of transcription by RNA polymerase II. Gene Ontology annotation, cellular component: nucleus.
CCCAAAUCCUAGAGAGGCCGCCCGGGAAGGGGGCGGGGCCUUCCUUGUUGCUCGGAGGGCAGCCGCUCUUUCCAACUGCACAGUGCUGUCUGUCUCUCCCCAAUACCCACCAUCUGCAGGGAAAGGCCUCUCUUCAUAGCCAAGUAAAGAAAUACAUUUUUUUCAACUGUGAGGCAGCCCAGUCAAAGGGGAAAGAGAUGGCAGAGCAGGACCCAGAAGAACCUGGACCUGGCAAGAGAGGAAAGAAAGGCCCCCAUCCCAUCCAAGCUGGGAGUGGUGUUGAAUUUUGGGAGACAGUGGUGCCCGACCUCUUGGAUCAGGAGCCUGUGAACACAGAAGAACUUUGCCGACACUUUCGGCACUUCCGCUACUGUGAUGCUGAUGGGCCCCGAGAGGUUUGCAGCCAGCUCUAUGGACUUUGUAACCACUGGCUGAAGCCAGAGAGGCACUCCAAGAAGGAGGUCCUGGACCUGGUGGUCCUGGAGCAGUUUCUGACCAUCCUGCCCCAAGAAAUGCAGGGCUGGGUCAGAGGAUGCAGUCCAGAGACCAGUUCCCAGGCAGUGACCCUGACUGAAGGGUUCCUCCUGAGUCAGGCAGAGGAGAAAAGGCAGGCAGAACAGAUGUGGGGUCCAUCUGUGAAAAUGGAGGAAGGGUGGCAUGACCAGGGUCAGGAGCAUGUCCAAGAUGCCCUCUUGCAUGGUAAUGAAGACAUAGUGUCAUUCCAUUCUCUUUGCGUAGGUGUGGAAACAGCAGCUGCUCUUCCAGUCCAGUCUGCAGUUUCCUUUGAGGAGGUGGCUGUGUAUUUCACGGAGUCAGAGUGGGCCCUGCUAGAUCCAAACCAAAGAGCUCUCUGCAGGGAAGUCAUGUUGGAGAAUUACAGCAGUGUGGCCUGUCUGGCAGGAAAUGAGCAGUGGAAUAAGAAGGACGAGGAAGUUCUUCAGCUAUUGCCAGGUAAAAUCAAGAAGGGAGAUUUGAAAGGAAGCAUCAAGAAUCAAGACAGAUUGAAAAGGCAGAAAAGAAGUCAUGUGGUCAGGAAGAGGGAUAAACGCAUUCCUGACCAAGGGCAGGAAUUCUGUGGUCUAAUUCACAUGGUGGACGAAGCAUAUAAGUGCUUGGUAUGUGGAAUGAACUUCUCCGUUAAAACUCAAUAUGAGAUCCAUUUGCAAAUGCACAAUGGAAAGAAGACCCAUCGAUGCUUGCAGUGUGGAAAAGGGUUCCUUUGCAGAGCGGAAUUCUUUAGGCAUCAAAGAACACAUACAGAAGAGAAACCUUAUAGCUGCUCAGACUGUGGCAAAAGCUUCUCAAAAAAAUCAGACUUUCUUCACCACCAAAGGAUUCAUAGAAGAGAGAAGCCAUUCAUUGGCAGGGAGAUUGGAAUGACCCUCUCUAGAGGAAGAAUAGGUAAAUUACAUUUUCUGAAUCACAAUAUCAUGAACACACAUAAAUGCUUUCAGUGUGCAAAGUACUUCAAAUGCAGAUCAUUGCUCCUUCUGCACCAAACAAUACACACAGGGGAAAAGCCUUUUCCUUGCUCACAGUGUGACAAGAGACUCAGUCUAAAUGGCAUUCAACAGCAUCAAAGAACUCACACAGGAGAAAAGCCUUUUCAGUGCUCAGAGUGUGGAAAGAGAUUCAGUCAGACAGGACAUCUUCAACAGCAUGAAAGAACUAAUACAGAGGAAACACCUUUUGCAUUCUCAGGGUGUGGAAAGGGAUUCGAUCGUAGUGGCAGUCUUCAACUGCAUCAAAGGACCUACACGGGGGAAAAACCUUUUCAGUGCUCAGUGUGUGGAAAGAGAUUCAGGAGGAGAGGACAUGUUCAACAGCAUCAAAGAACCCACACAGGGGAAAAACCUUUUGCAUGCUCAGAAUGUGGAAAAAGAUUCAAUCACAGUGGCAGUCUUCAACUGCAUCAAAGAACCCACACAGGGGAAAAACCUUUUCAGUGCUCAGAGUGUGGAAAGCGAUUCAGUCAUAUUGGUAAUCUUCAGAAUCAUCAAAUAACCCACACAGGGGAGAAACCAUUUGAAUGCUUAGAGUGUGCAAAGAGAUUCAGUCUAAAGAGUAGUCUUCAAAAACAUCAAAGAACCCACACAGGGGAGAAACCUUUUAAAUGCACAGAGUGUGGAAAGAGAUUCAGUUGGGAUAGCGCCUUUCGAUAUCACAUAAGAACUCACACAAAUGACAAACCUUUUGAAUGCUCAGGGUGUGGGAAAAGAUUUCGUCAUAGUGGGAAUCUUCAACAGCAUCAAAGAACCCACACAGGGGAGAAACCUUUUGAAUGCUCAGAGUGUGGAAAGAGAUUCAGUCAGAGUAGCAAUCUUGUACGGCACUUAACAAUCCAUACAAAGGAGAGGCCCUUUGAGUGCCCAGAGUGUGGAAAAAGUUUCAGUCACAAUAGCACUCUUCAACAGCAUCAAAUAAUCCACACAGGAGAAAAACCAUUUGAAUGCUCAGAGUGUGGAAAGAGAUUUAGUCAGAGUACCGGACUUCGAAACCAUCAAAGAACUCACACAAAGGAGAGACCUUUUGGAUGCUCAGAAUGUGGAAAGAAAUUCAGAUGCAGUGGCCAUCUCCAAGAGCAUUUGAGAACACACACAGGUGAAAAACCCUUUGAAUGCUCAGAAUGUGGUAAGAGAUUCUGUACAAGUGGCAGUCUUCAAAUGCAUCAAAGAUCCCACACAGGAGAGAAACCUUUUGAAUGCUCUGAAUGUGGAAAGAGAUUCAGUCAGACAGGACAUCUUCAUCAGCAUCAAAGAACCCACACAGGGGAAAAACCCUUUGAAUGCUCAGAAUGUGGUAAUAGAUUUAGUCAGCGAGGCAGUCUUCAAAUGCAUCAAAGAUCUCACACAGGACAGAAACCUUUUGAAUGUUCCGAAUGUGGAAAGAGAUUCGGUCAGAGUAGCGGUCUUCAAGACCAUCUAAAGACCCAUACAGGGGAAAAACCUUUUCAAUGCUCAGAGUGUGGAAAGAGAUUCAGUAACAGAGGACAUCUUCAACAGCAUCAAAGAACCCACACAGUGGAAAAACCUUUUGAAUGCUCAGAGUGUGGAAAGAGAUUUAGUCUCAGAAGCAGUCUUCAGCAGCAUCUAAGAACUCACACAGGGGAAAAACCUUUUGAAUGCUCAGAGUGUGGAAAGAGAUUCAGUAUUAGAAGCACUCUUCAGCAGCAUCAAAGAACCCACACAGGGGAAAAACCUUUUGAAUGCUCAGAGUGUGGAAAGAAAUUCAAUCACAGAAGUAGUUUUCAACAGCAUCAAAGAACCCACUCAGGGGAGAAACCUUUUGAAUGCUCAGUGUGUGGAAAGGGAUUCAGUUGCAGUGGACAUCUUCAACGGCAUGAAAGAAUCCACACAGGGGAGAAACCAUUUGAAUGCUAUGAGUGUGGUAAGAGAUUCAAUAGCAGUGAUAGUCUUCAAAUUCAUCUAAGAACCCACACAGGGGAGAAACCUUUUGAAUGUUCAGUGUGUGGAAAGAGAUUCAUUCACAGCGGCAAUCUUCAAAAACAUUUUAGAAUCCACACAAGGGAGAAACCUUUUGAAUGCUUGGCAUGUGGGAAGAGAUUCAGUCAAAGUAACAGCCUUCAAUCACAUGAAAGAACCCACACGAGGCAGUAAUAUUUGAAAUGCCCAGCAUGUGGAAAAAGAUUCAGUUACCAUAACAGUUUUUAGACACAUGAAAGAACCCAUGCUGGAGAGGAAGCUUUGAAUUCUUAGAGUGCAGAUAGAGAUUCAGUAAAAGUAGCAAGUCUUACCCCAUAUGUCCGUCUUACCCCAUAUGUCCCAAACCGAUCUCUGUGUUCGGCAGAGACAACUUACUGGUGAUCCCUGGCCCCUCAAUGAUACGG